Molecule: messenger RNA, 2568 nt
Organism: Danio aesculapii
Lineage: Eukaryota; Metazoa; Chordata; Actinopteri; Cypriniformes; Danionidae
Product: extracellular calcium-sensing receptor
Exons: 6
Coding region: 1-2568 (855 amino acids)
Biological process (GO): G protein-coupled receptor signaling pathway
Cellular component (GO): membrane
Molecular function (GO): G protein-coupled receptor activity
Source: RefSeq, a predicted model, not a curated record
AUGUGUAAUAAUGUUUUGUUAAUCGUGACACUACAGUGUAUCAUCACGCUAUUGUAUGUUGUGUAUGGGAACCGUUUAGGUACCUGCAUCCUCCAAGGUGACCCUCAGCCUCCUGUUCUCUUCGACGAAGGAGACUUUAUCAUUGGAGGUGCUUUUAGCAUCCAUUACUAUUUGAGGACAGAAAAGCACACCUAUACUAUUCGGCCAAAAUCAUUAGAGUGCAGUGGCAGCAUGGACUUCAGAGAACUGCGCUUUGCCCGUGUCUUGCAGUUCGCCAUCCAAGAGAUCAACAACAGCUCCGAUCUCUUGCCGGGCAUUAAAUUAGGGUACCGCAUAUAUGACUCUUGUGGCUCUGUGCCAAUGGCAGUCAAGGUGUCAUUUCAGCUUGCCAACGGAUUAGAUCUCAUAUUUAACGACACUGAUUCUUGUUCGAAAUCUGCUGCGGUUGCCGCACUAGUCGGAGAAUCUGGCUCCACGCCGUCUAUAAGCAUUUCAAGACUUUACGGUCCAUUUGGAAUUCCACAGGUGAGUCAUUACGCAACAUGCGCGUGUCUCAGUGACAAGCGACAGCACCCUACUUUCUUCAGGACCAUCCCCAGUGAUCACCAUCAAGCGGCCGCACUGGCGCGGAUGGUCAAGCGCUUCGGGUGGACGUGGAUCGGAGCUGUGCGCAGUGAUUCUGACUACGGAAAUAAUGGCAUGGCAUCAUUCCUGAAAGCAGCAGAGGAGGAGGGAAUUUGUGUGGAAUAUUCUGAGGCCUACUACAGGACCCAACCGCGCAGCAAAUUGAAGAGAGUCGCUGAUGUCAUCCGAAGAUCAACGGCUCGUGUCAUAGUUGCUUUUCUGGCUUCAGGAGACAUGCGACUUCUACUAGAAGAGUUAAGCCAACAGCCUCCUCCGCCGAUGCAAUGGAUCGGCAGCGAGUCGUGGGUUACAGAUCCAGAAAUGUUGCGCUUUAAUAUGUGUAUUGGUGGCGUGGGUUUCGCAAUCCCGCGAUCUGUUAUCCCUGGCUUUCGUACGUUUCUACUUGACCUGUCUCCACAGCAAGCAAUGAAAUUUCCACUGCUGAAAGAAUUCUGGGAAAGCUCAUUUAGUUGUAGUCUAAAACAGCAGACAGGUCCUUCUGGUAUGCCCGCAUGUGAUGGCACAGAGGACCUUGGCACGUUAAAGAACCCGUACACAGACACGUCCCAGUUGCGCAUCUCUAACAUGGUGUACAAAGCCACAUAUGCUAUAGCUCAUGCACUCCAUGGCAUUGUCUGCAACGAAAAGCAGUGCAACAAAAACAUCAAGGUUGAGCCCCGACAGGUUUUUGAUAAGCUCAAACAAGUGAAAUUAUCUAAAAAUAAUUAUUCAGUUUCGUUUGACACUUAUGGAGACCCUGUGGCCGUGUAUGAACUUGUGAACUGGCAGCUUCAGGGAGAUGGUUCAAUUGAUUUUGUAACUGUGGGUAAAUAUGAUGCAUCCCAACCCAAAGGCCAAGAAUUCAGCCUGAACAGAGCUGUCAUUUGGUAUGAUGGCAGUGAAAAGGUGCCUGUGUCUGUGUGCAGUGAAAGCUGUCCACCGGGUACUCGGAAGGCUGUCCAAAAAGGAAGACCUGUCUGCUGUUACGACUGCAUUAACUGUGCCGAUGGAGAAAUCAGCAAUGAUACAGAUUGUUUAGAUUGUCAUGAAUGUCUUUCUGACUACUGGCCCAAUAAUGAGAAGAACAAGUGUCUUCGCAAACCAGUGGAGUUUCUGUCUUGGGAUGAGAUCCUUGGAAUUGUUCUGGCUGCUUUUUCUGUUUCUGGCUCAUUAUUGGCUUUAAGUAUGGCUUUAGUGUUUUAUAAAAACAGGGCUUCUCCAAUAGUGAGAGCCAACAACUCUGAGCUGAGCUUCUUGCUGCUCUUCUCGCUGACUCUGUGUUUCCUCUGUUCACUCACUUUCAUUGGUCAGCCCACUGAGUGGUCCUGUAUGUUGCGUCACACAGCAUUUGGGAUCACUUUUGUCCUCUGUAUCUCCUGCGUUCUGGGGAAAACAAUAGUGGUGUUAAUGGCCUUCAAAGCUACACUUCCAGGAAGUAAUGUCAUGAAAUGGUUUGGGCCUCCUCAACAGAGACUCAGUGUUUUUGGUUUCACUCUUGUACAGAUUAUUAUAUGUGUGCUUUGGUUAACAAUAUCCCCACCAUUUCCUUACAAGAAUAUGCAGCACUACAAAGACAAGAUCAUUCUAGAAUGCAGUUUAGGGUCAGCUGUUGGUUUCUGGGCUGUGCUGGGUUACAUAGGCCUCCUAGCUUUCCUAUGUUUUGUUUUAGCUUUUCUGGGUCGGAAGCUGCCUGAUAACUUUAAUGAGGCUAAAUUAAUCACCUUCAGUAUGCUCAUAUUCUGUGCUGUUUGGAUCACAUUUGUUCCAGCUUAUGUCAGUUCUCCAGGGAAAUUUACUGUGGCUGUAGAGAUUUUUGCCAUUUUAGCUUCAAGCUUUGGUUUGAUUCUCUGUAUUUUCGCUCCUAAGUUUUUCAUUAUUAUAUUUCGGCCAGAACAGAAUACAAAAAAACACAUAAUGGGUAAAGUACCAUCAAAAGCCCUUUAA